Molecule: messenger RNA, 1680 nt
Organism: Cladophialophora carrionii CBS 160.54
Lineage: Eukaryota; Fungi; Ascomycota; Eurotiomycetes; Chaetothyriales; Herpotrichiellaceae
Exons: 3
Coding region: 1-1680 (559 amino acids)
Source: RefSeq, a predicted model, not a curated record
AUGGCAGCGCAGACGUCCACACCGCUCCCCUACACGGCAAACCCUCUUUUACUCAUGUUCAACGACGUGCUACUCUUCCUGCAGAUCACCUUGACGUGGCCGAUAACAGCUGGUCUGCUGAGUAUUGUGCUACCUCUUCUUCCGGGGAAGUCAGGCCCGCUAGACGAGCUGGCUUGGACGGGGCCAAAUCUGUGGGCGCUGUUGCAGCACUUCAUCCUCAUCCUUGCGCAGAUCUUGUUCUUGUUAUCACUGAUCCCGUUGGCGCUUCUCGUGCUGCCGGUGGUGUAUUUCCUCUACAUCACCGGGUUUGUGGUGGGGAAUCAGUGGAUUUCUCGACUGCUCAACGGUCCAAGACGACAGGGACUAUUCCAGUCGCAUCCUGAUUGCGUGAAAGGAGACUGGCCAGAGCAUGAGGGUGAGAAAUGGGUCUUCAUCAACGGUGUUGCCGUAGGAAGUCAUUGGCUGCAAUCGAAUCUCGACCUCCUUGCAAUGACAUUUCGGCGACCUGUAUUCGGCAUACACAACCAGACCCGCGGCAUCAUCUUCGAUGUGCUCGAGUGUAUCAUCCAACGAGACCUGAGCUUCGCGACAACCGACAUCCGCACGGCAUAUGCCGCGUUACAGGAGAUCCUCUCAGACGACAACAUUCACAAGGUGGUCUUGAUCCUCCACAGCCAGGGCGGGAUCGAAGGUGGCUUGGUGCUGGACUGGCUCUACGACACCGUCGCCGCGGACCAACUCCGCAAGCUGGAGAUCUAUACCUUUGGCAACGCGGCGAAUCAUUGGAACGCGCCCGUCAUUUCAACGUCGACGGCGAGAUCGACCCGCGAGGCGCCAACCACAAAUACCUCCGACGGCGUGACCAGCCAAAGAAUCGUGCAACACAUCGAGCAUUACGCCAAUGAAGGCGACUACGUCUCCAAAUUCGGCAUCCUACACUUCCGCCCGGACCAGGCGAAGCUGAUGCCGCCGACGAACGCGGUUCCCGACGGGAAUGUAUCACCACCACCACCGCCGACUGCUCAGCCUCGCGCGUUUCCCAACAGGAAUGUAUCACCACCACCGGCAACGCCGACUCCUCAGCCUCCCGCGUCGAGAAGUCCCACCACAAAGACCAAGACCCAGACCAUGAAAGUGAAUGCCAAGGCUGCAACAUACCCCUCCUCCAGUGCCACACGGACGCCGAAGCUGAGGACCGCCUCCACCUGGGUCCCGCGAUCCCACACGUGGACCACGUCACCUCACACGCCCAUCGAGCGGCGCCGCGAUCUGCAGCACGCGCAGGAGAACAACCGGUUCUUCGGCCGGCUGUUCAAGCGCGCCUCGUCGGGCCACAUGCUCAACCAGCAUUACCUGGGCAAUAUCUUUGAGAUGGAAGGUCUGGACCCGCGGGAUCGCUCACGGGGACGAGUCAAGAGUGGGAAUGCCUUUAUGGAUCAAUCAGUCGAUAUGGCUGUGUUGGAGCAGUGGGAUACCGUGCAGGCGGUGGCCGAGGGCCUGUCCGAAGACCGAGACCGAGAUGGAGGCGGAGAUUCAGGCGGGUUUGUCGAAGCUAGAGCGAGUACGAGUGCGAGUGCGAGUGCGAGUCCGAAUGCGAGUAUACCUGCCACGAACGGAAUACAGAUCAAACAGUUGAGUCGGCUGUGGGGGUAUUGUAAUGGAGCGAGUCCGAGGGAUUGA